Molecule: messenger RNA, 1959 nt
Organism: Pestalotiopsis fici W106-1
Lineage: Eukaryota; Fungi; Ascomycota; Sordariomycetes; Amphisphaeriales; Sporocadaceae
Product: Autophagy-related protein 22
Exons: 3
Coding region: 1-1959 (652 amino acids)
Biological process (GO): amino acid transmembrane export from vacuole
Source: RefSeq, a predicted model, not a curated record
AUGGUACCGCGGAAUGAUGACCACCUGAGGCGACCGCCGCUCAACCAUUUGCUGUCCAUUCAGAGCACCGUGUCCAAACACUCAUACCGCUCACACACCUCAUCCUUUGAGGCCGACGAUGAGUUCUCCUCAACGGACGACUCAUACUCUGGCACCGACAGCAUGACCCCACGCGCGAGUAUCGACGAGGACGGGCGAUCGUCCGGUGCCUAUCCGGGGGAAGACACCCGCCCCACGAGCAGCAAGGAGCUCCAAGGUUUCUAUGCCUACGGGUUCGCCGCCGAAGUCUACGUGAUAUGUGCUAUCUCAUCAUUCAUACCCAUCCUGCUCGAAAGUCUCGCCAGGGAAAACGGCGUCCUCCUGUCCGACCGACAAACACCCUGCGGCGACAGCUCUGCUAGGAAAGGGAAGGCUAGCGAUGGGCAGUGCAUCGUGGAAAUCCUGGGCAUUGAAAUCAACACUGCAAGCUUCGCCAUGUACACAUUCUCCAUCAGUGUUCUACUGCAAGCCAUAUUGGUCGUCAGUAUCAGCUGUGCUGCUGAUCACGGCAAUUACAGGAAGCGCCUACUCCUGACAUUUGGCUGGAUGGGAGGCAUCUGCGUGAUGCUGUACAUAUUCAUUUCUAAGCAGGUGUACGUACUUGGGGCUCUGUUGGCUAUUAUAUCCAACACGUCCUUUGGUGCUUCGUUUGUCCUUCUGAACUCUUUCCUCCCCCUUCUGGUUCGUCACCAUCCGAGGGUUCAGUAUGCAGAAGGAAUUCUUCACGACGAAACGAGCUCAGAAUCGCAGAAUGAAGAUUACUCGGCGGACGAGGGACGCCCGUUGGACGAGGGAGACGCUGUUCAGCUUCCUACAGAUGAUAACAACUCGGAGUUUCACCAGCUCACGCGUACCUCAACCAAGUCAGAACUGACUUCCCUUGAGCUUCAAUUAUCCACAGAGAUUUCCUCCAAGGGGAUUGGCAUUGGCUAUGGGGCCGCCUUGUUUGUUCAAUGCGUAUCCAUCAUGAUUUUAGUAGCCAUGAAGAGUUCGACUUGGUCGCAAAGGGUUGUGCUCUUGUUUAUUGGUUCUUGGUGGACGCUAUUUACCAUUCCUGCUGCUAUGUGGCUUCGCCCGAGACCGGGGCCACCUCUACCGGACUUGCAGACCAAGGGCCGGUGGACUUGGCUGUCGUAUACUUUAUAUGCGUGGAAGAAUCUAUUUCGAACAAUCAAGUUGGCUCGACGUUUGGUGGACAUUGUCCUCUUCCUUGCCGGAUGGUUCUUGCUCUCGGAUGCCGUUGCAACCACAUCCUCCACUGCCAUUCUAUUUGCCAAGACCACGCUCGGCAUGAAGCCAUGGGCUUUGGGACUGAUCAACGUCAUUUCUACAACGACCGGUGUUAUCGGCGCGUUCAGCUGGUCUUUCAUUUCGAGGAGACUCAAGCUUCAGCCUCACAAGACCAUUCUUGCUUGUAUCGCGCUAUUUGAAGUUAUACCGCUGUACGGAUUACUAGGAUACUUGCCAUUUGUGCAGAACUGGGGCGUGAUUGGUUUACAGCAGCCCUGGGAGAUGUACCCAUUGGCGGCAGUCUACGGCUUGGUGCUCGGUGGCCUCAGUUCCUACUGCCGUUCUCUAUACGGAGAGCUUAUCCCGGCUGGGUCAGAGGCCGCAUUCUACGCCCUGUAUGCGAUUACUGACAAGGGCUCAAGUGUCUUCGGACCAGCCAUUGUCGGUGCCAUUAUCGACGCGUCUGGAGACAUUCGCCCUGCUUUUUGGUUCCUGGCAGCACUCGUGGGUUUGCCUGCACCGCUCAUCUACUUUGUCAAUGUGGAACGUGGAAAACAAGAGGGCGAAAAACUUGCUGCCGUGAUCAAGGGGUAUAAAAGCCAGGCAGACCUGUCGACUGAGGAUGCUCAUACUGCAGAUGAACGCCGCGGUAUGCUCGCCGAAUAUGAGAGAGAUGAGAACGACAGGUGA